UAAAAAUUAUUUCGUCAGUGUGUAUCUACAAAAAAGUAUUUCGAUUUUUGAAGAAAUAUUCUUUAUUAAUAAGUCACAAUGAACCGAUUAUUUGGUAGAGGAAAACCCAAAGAACCUGGUCCCAGCAUAAAUGAUUGUAUUCAGAAUGUGGACAGCAGAGCAGAUAACAUUGAACAGAAGGUGACGAAACUGGAGUCUGAAUUGAGGAAGUAUAAAGAUCAAAUGAAUAAAAUGCGAGAAGGUCCCGCUAAAAACGCAGUAAAACAAAAGGCUAUGAGGGUAUUAAAGCAGAAAAAAAUGUAUGAACAACAACUAGAGAACCUUCGUGCUCAGUCAUUUAACAUGGAGCAAGCCAAUUACGCAACGCAAACUCUCAAAGACACGCAUUCCACCAUUGCUGCCAUGAAGGACGGUGUUACCCAGAUGAAGAAGGAGUUUAAAAAGAUUAACAUUGAUAAUAUUGAGGAUGUUAAUGACGAAUUGGCAGACAUGAUGGAGCAAGCAGACGAAGUACAGGAAGCCUUAGGCCGGCAGUAUGGCAUGCCUGAGAUCGAUGAUGAUGAACUAGCUGCCGAACUUGAUGCUCUUGGUGAGUUCGCAUUUACUUUUAUUUACUAGAUAAAAGUAAUUACUUGAUUUUUAAUUC
Messenger RNA from Hyposmocoma kahamanoa, 646 nucleotides. It is a transcript of the gene Vps60, whose product is annotated as charged multivesicular body protein 5. Bases 79 to 618 code for a protein of 179 amino acids. NCBI's taxonomy places the organism in Eukaryota, Metazoa, Arthropoda, Insecta, Lepidoptera, Cosmopterigidae. The transcript is spliced from 4 exons. The record is from RefSeq and is a predicted model, not a curated record. Gene Ontology annotation, cellular component: multivesicular body. Gene Ontology annotation, biological process: late endosome to vacuole transport via multivesicular body sorting pathway; vesicle budding from membrane.